AUGAAAGAAACCAGUCCGCUCAGCAGCUCAAGUGCCACAUCAGAUUACAAUCCGCAAUCACAGCAGGACAGCAAGGCGGUUAGUUAUUUCGAGGUCAUGGUUUUGUUACCCGAGACACGUAUAAACUACAUGCAAAGAUUACGAUUGUUCAUCAACACAAGACAAAACAAAACUUAUCAGCUUCACAUUUGUGAUUUUCUCUCUACCCAGACAGGAGCUAUGUCUGUUCUGCAGCAGGCAGCGCAAGCUUGGGAGGUGCCACCUUCAAAUCAGGAGGAGGGAGAGCAUUGCUACAACAACAACCAAGGGGUUACCAAUUAUGCCCUUCCCACAAAUACAACGAGUCAUCUUGAUCCAAUUCCAGUUGAUCAGAAAUCAAAAGGCAUUUAUGCUAAGUCUUCAAUGAAAACUGCAGCUUCGAUUUCUACUUGCAAACAUAAAUUGAUGCAACUCAAGUUCAUCCCAAGACAAGGGAAAUUGAGUACUAUUGUAAACUAUAUUUGUUGCCAACUAGUAGGCGAAAAACAAGGAUAG
Molecule: messenger RNA, 534 nt
Organism: Prunus armeniaca (apricot)
Lineage: Eukaryota; Viridiplantae; Streptophyta; Magnoliopsida; Rosales; Rosaceae
Source: the annotation of a GenBank genome assembly